AUGUCAUCCAGACUGUCAGAUAACUCAAUCAUCGCACGCAAAAGUACCAGGGAAGAAGGCUAUGGUGAGCGCACAGAUUCUGAUGAAUAUGAAGAGAGAGAAGCUGUCCGGAAAGUGGACCUUCACAUUCUGCCGAUGGUGUUUCUCUACUAUCUAUUCAGUUUCCUCGACAGAUCCAAUAUCGGGAACGGUCGACUGUACGGACUAGAGAAAGACCUUGGCAUGCGAGGGAAUCAAUUCCAGACCGCAUCCUCACUCUUCUUUGUCACCUAUGUUGCGAGCGAAAUUCCUUCAACUAUUUGGCUCCGAACACUUCGUCCAGCGCGUUUCAUCAAUGCCAUUGCAGUCGCGUGGGGUAUAAUUGCAACACUGACCGGCUUGACCCAGAAUUAUGGAGGUUUCAUUGUUUGUCGGCUACUACUUGGGGCAGCUGAGGGUCCAUUGUUCCCGUGUCUAGUUGUGUAUAUGAUUUCGUUCUACACAAGACAAGAACUAGCGGUUCGCUUUGGGUAUCUAAUCAGUGGAGCUGCCAUGGCUGGAGCAGUUGGAGGGUUGAUUGCAUACGGCGUCGGCUACAUGGACAAAUUACAUGAAAUGCGCGCGUGGAGAUGGCUACUUAUCCUAGAGGGACUACCGUCAAUUUGCCUCGGUGUCUUUGGCUGGUUCUUCCUGGCAGAUGGCCCGGAGUCAGCUUGGUAUCUUACUCCAGCACAGCGUGGCAUCGUCGUCCGCCGGCGUGUACGCGAUCAACGAGAAGCCUCCACUGCAUCUGCGCAAUCGCUCAACAAGGCCGAUAUCAUUGCUGCGUUCAAGGAUUGGAAAGUAUGGGCAUUCUGCGUAGAAAACUUCGGCGGCGACAUUCAGCUUUUUUCCUACAGCAUCUUUCUUCCUACCAUAAUCCAAUCGAUCAAUCCGGACUGGUCGACUUUGGUUGUACAGGCACUGACUGUACCUUGUUUUGUGUGGUGCACAGUUGUUUACUUCGCAGCCGCUUUCGUCUCUGAUAGAAUACAACAUCGGGCUUCAUUCAUUCUCUUCGGUUUUACUAUGUCAAUCAUCGGUCACAUUAUGCUUAUAGCAGGAAAAAGCGUGGCAGUCCUGUAUCUUGCCUGCUAUGUGAUCGCAACUGGUUUGUUCAUCCUUGGUAUCGCUCUGGCGUGGUUGCCAUCAAAUCUGCCUCGCUAUGGAAAGCGAUCAGCCGGGGUAGCAAUGCAGAUAGCGCUUGGAAACUCAGCAGGUAUUCCUGCACCAUAUGUAAGGAUAUUUCAAUUAUGUAUCAUCUACGAAUGCGCUUACAAAUAUAGCUAUAUUCUAGCUCCGAUGGGCCACGCUUCAUACUGGGACAUGCUGUCACUAUUGCACUCCUUGGGAUGA
Molecule: messenger RNA, 1374 nt
Organism: Bacidia gigantensis
Lineage: Eukaryota; Fungi; Ascomycota; Lecanoromycetes; Lecanorales; Ramalinaceae
Exons: 3
Coding region: 1-1374 (457 amino acids)
Biological process (GO): transmembrane transport
Cellular component (GO): membrane
Molecular function (GO): transmembrane transporter activity
Source: RefSeq, a predicted model, not a curated record